This is a messenger RNA of Odontomachus brunneus, 1314 nucleotides long. RefSeq names its product odorant receptor 22c-like. Gene Ontology annotation, cellular component: plasma membrane. Lineage: Eukaryota; Metazoa; Arthropoda; Insecta; Hymenoptera; Formicidae. The transcript has 6 exons. Bases 16 to 1095 code for a protein of 359 amino acids. Gene Ontology annotation, biological process: detection of chemical stimulus involved in sensory perception of smell; sensory perception of smell. The record is from RefSeq and is a predicted model, not a curated record. Gene Ontology annotation, molecular function: olfactory receptor activity; odorant binding.
GAGCUGCCCGUAAAAAUGCAUUUUUCCUUCGAUUUCACAAAAUCGCCGCUGUUCGAAUGUCUUUUGAUCGGACAAUUUUUUUGCAUGGUGACAAUUGCCUCUGUAGUCGGUAUGAUCAACGCGUUGCUCGCCUGCUUGGUACUUCAUGUUGGUAGCCAAAUUGACAUUAUGAGACGAGAUCUGAUGCAAAUAUCUGUCAGCGACGAUCCCCGUGAGACGAUGGCCAUCAUCAGGGACCUUGUUUUCAGACAUCGGAAAAUCAUCGCCCUGUCAGACAAGAUAGAAAGCGUAUUCACACUCAUAGCGUUGAUGCAACUCUUCUGGAAUACUCUGAUUAUUUGCAGCACCGGUCUCAUAAUCGUAAUUAAUAUCAACAACAACAAAGGCAUGUCGGUUCUGAUCAAAUCGAUAUUUUUCUAUGUCGCUAAGACGAUGGAAGUGUUCGUAUUCUGUUACGCGGGGGAGUUCUUAAGCUCCAAGGUACUUCACGUUGGUAGCCAAAUUGACAUUAUGAAACGAGAUCUGAUGCAAAUAUCUGUCAGCGACAAUCCUCGUGAGUCGUUGGCCAUUAUCAGGGAUCUUGUUUUCACACAUCGGAAAAUCAUCGCCCUGUCGGAUAAGAUAGAAAGCGUAUUUACAGUUAUCGCGUUGAUGCAACUCCUCUGGAACACUCUGAUUAUUUGCUGUAGCGGCCUCAUGAUUGUAAUUGUAAGUAAGAUGAAUGGUUUCAAGUUUCCAAUCUUUCGUCAAUACGUUCACCGUCUGCGUUCGCAGACUCUCAGCAGCAGCAAAAGAGUUUCGGUCUUAGUGAAAUCUAUGCUUCUUUAUGUCGCCAAAACGAUAGAGGUAUUUGUAUUUUGUUACGCGGGGGAGUUCUUAAGCGCCAAGAGUAAGUCGAUUAGCGAUGCAGUUUACGAGUCGAUGUGGUACGACAUGUUACCGUCCACUAGUCGCGUUUUAUUGUUCAUAAUAGUGCGAUCCCAAAAGCGACUGACAAUCACCGCUGGGAAAAUUGUUGACUUGACUUUGGAUGGAUUUAUGAGCGUCAUGAAGACGUCUGCUUCUUACAUGUCUGUAUUACAUGCGAUGUAUUAAAUUCGAAGAAAUAUGAUCCACCCGCGGCAAUUUCUACGGACGAGCUGAAAAAGUGUCACAUAUACGUUAUGAUCCAUGAAUUACGAGGCAUAGAAAGUUGAUGUUGGGGUCAAAGCAAGCGAGACACAGUCUCAAUAUCAGUUCAUUUUAUACGAACAAUGUGCGCUGAGAUAUGUAAUAACCGGCUCGUCUGAAGCUCUGCCAAUAAAAAUUUGUUAC